This is a messenger RNA of Ipomoea nil (Japanese morning glory), 961 nucleotides long. RefSeq lists its product as uncharacterized. The record is from RefSeq and is a predicted model, not a curated record. The coding region runs from base 52 to 726 and encodes 224 amino acids. The transcript is spliced from 7 exons. Lineage: Eukaryota; Viridiplantae; Streptophyta; Magnoliopsida; Solanales; Convolvulaceae.
UGGUGGACGACAAAGCAGGGCUGAGGUUGUGUGCAUUUUGAAGCGCAGAAAAUGGCUUCCAUGGCGUCGCCAUAUUCUCACUCUCUAACCUCCAUCUACAACAAGAAAAGAUUCUCUUAUUACAAUGUUUCUUCUUCCUCCUCUCGCAUAUUCAGUUGCCAGAAGCUGCCCCAACAAGAAGAAGAUAGUUGUCUUCCCCAAAUGGGUCGCAGGGAGAUGAUACUGAGGAGCAGUGAAAUUGCAGUUCUUGGAGCCAUUUUCAGCUUCAGUGGGACUAAGCCAAACUACUUGGGAGUGCAGAAGAGUCCUCUUGGCUUAGCGCUAUGUCCGGCCACCAACAACUGCAUUUCCACUUCUGAGAACAUCAGUGAUCUCACUCACUAUGCCCCUCCAUGGAACUACAACCCUGAAGAAAAACGUGGUAAAGUGAGCAGAGAAAAGGCAAUGAAAGAGCUUCUUGAAGUGAUCAAAUCCACAAAACCAGACAAGUCCACGCCAAAGAUUGUGGAGGAGAAAGAUGACUAUGUGCGUGUAGAAUAUGAAAGUCCUAUUCUUGGGUUUGUGGAUGAUGUUGAGUUCUGGUUCCCACCUGGCAAGAAACCCCUGGUUCAAUACAGGUCUGCUUCGCGUAAGGGAAGCUAUGACUUUGAUGCAAAUCGGAAGAGAAUCAAGGCUCUUAGAUUGGCAUUGGAGAAGAAAGGAUGGUCAUCAGAAGAGACUGUUUGAGGAAUUUUGAUGAAUGCUGGUAGCCAUGAGGAGGAAUCACGGACAAGAUCUGAUCUACAGUUUCUAAUGAAAACAGAAGACUGAUUCGUAAAUGUAAUUUUGCAAUUUCCCACAUAAACACAAUGAUUUGUUCUACAGACAGAACUAAUGACUGUUGAUUUUAAACUUUCUUCAAAUACAUACAUGCUAAUGUUUUGUCUAACACAACCUAAGAUGUAAAUGAAGUGUGUUUUUU